AUGUCUUAUCAACAGCAGCAGUGCAAGCAGCCCUGCCAGCCACCUCCUGUGUGCCCCACACCAAAGUGCCCAGAGCCAUGUCCACCCCCGAAGUGCCCUGAGCCCUGCCCACCACCAAAGUGUCCACAGCCCUGCCCACCUCAGCAGUGCCAGCAGAAAUAUCCUCCUGUGACACCUUCCCCACCCUGCCAGCCAAAGUGUCCACCAAAGAGCAAGUAA
Molecule: messenger RNA, 219 nt
Organism: Nomascus leucogenys (northern white-cheeked gibbon)
Lineage: Eukaryota; Metazoa; Chordata; Mammalia; Primates; Hylobatidae
Product: small proline-rich protein 2E
Cellular component (GO): cornified envelope
Source: RefSeq, a predicted model, not a curated record